Molecule: messenger RNA, 3274 nt
Organism: Oryzias melastigma (Indian medaka)
Lineage: Eukaryota; Metazoa; Chordata; Actinopteri; Beloniformes; Adrianichthyidae
Gene: sonb
Product: SON DNA and RNA binding protein
Exons: 20
Coding region: 79-2901 (940 amino acids)
Biological process (GO): regulation of mRNA splicing, via spliceosome; regulation of cell cycle
Molecular function (GO): RNA binding
Source: RefSeq, a predicted model, not a curated record
GAGCGGAACGGAAGCCUGUGAGGUCAGCGGACGGUCGUGUUUCCGUCCGGACAUUUUAAAAGCGACGCACACAAAACCAUGGCGGCCAACAUAGAACAAAUCUUCCAGGAUUUUAUUCUGAAGAAGAUCCGAGAGAUCGAGGACCAAAGCGGCGACCCCGCCAGUGCGGAGGGAGAAGGAGGCGGUGAAAGGGCCAAGGCCGACAGGACCCCCCGGGACCCCGAGCAGCAGAGACCCCCCCAGAAGAAACACAAGAAGCACAAGAAACACAAGAGCAAGAAGAAGAGGAGGAACCGGGAGGAGCGCAGCAGCUCCGAGUCUGGAACCGACCCGGAGAGGAACGCUGAGCAAAGAAGAACGUCGUCCUCUGAGAAGAAGGAAGAAGGGGAGGAUCAUGGCGGCAAGUCCUCGCGCCGCAAGCAGCACUCCACGCGCAAGAAGAAGAAGAAGAAAAAGAGGAGGGGCGGAGACAGCUCGUCUGACUCCGACUCCGAGUUGGCGCCAAAGCAGAAGGAGGUGGAAGAGGGGCGGAGCUUACCGGCGGCGCUGCCCGAUAUAAUCCCCAAGCAGGACAGCUACAGUAAGCGCAGUGAGGAAGCGAGUGGGCGGAGCUGUUGCUCUCCUCAGGUCCACUCCUGCUCCCAGACAAGAACCUCGGAGCCUCGCUCCAGGAGCAGGUCCCCGUCCGGGCCGGAGUGUCAUCGUACCGGUUCCAGCUCCUCUGAGAAGAGGAGGGAUCUGGAGGAUCAGGGCCUCCAGGGUUCCUCCGCCAGCCUCCCGCCUCCUCACGGGAACGCUGACGGAGCUGAAGAAGAGCUGCCGGCGGAGGCGCCAGCCGCGGUCAAACAAACCCAGAAACGAGACUCUAAACCGGCUCCAGAGCCAGAGGUCCUCCAGUCUAAACCUUCAGAGAGCUCCAGGUCCAGUUCAGCCGCCGCCAAGCAUCAGACCAAGAAGAGGAGGAACCAUUCUCCUCAGAGGAGCAGCGAUGGAAGGACUUCAAAGAGACACAAAAGGUCCAGGUCUCCCCACAGGCGGAGCAGGAAGAGGUCCAGGAGGAGGUCCAAGUCCAGGAGCUCGUCAAGGGGAAGGAAGUCCAGAUCCAGGAGUCCGUCCCGGAGUAAAAGGUCCAGAUCCAGGAGUCCGUCUGGCAGGAGGAAGACCAGAUCCAAAAGUCCAUCGGGGAGAAGGAGAUCCAGAUCCAGGAGUCCAUCUGGCAGGAGGAGGUCCAGAUCCAGGUCGGCGGAGCGGAGGCGGCGGUCGCGCUCCCGCAGCCGGCGGAGGGUCGGCUACAGCCAGAGGGACCGCUGGAAACGCGAGCCGAGUCACUCCCCCGUGGUCAUCCUCCGGAAAAACAGGUCCCCCGCACGCAAGGAGAGGAGCCGCAGCAAGAGCCCCAAACGGAUCAGCGAGCUGGAUAAGGAGCAGUUGUUGGAAAUCGCCAAAGCCAACGCCGCCGCCAUGUGUGUGAAGGCCGGGAUGCCGGUCCCCGCCAGCCUCAGGACCACGGCGCUGCCCCUGGCUCUGCCCAGCAUGGCCAUGAACGCCGCCAUGGCCAGCAUGACAGCAGCCACGGUGACGGCCGCCCUGUCCAACAUGGGGACUCUGUCGUCACUGCUCUCGCUGCCGUCCACCAACAAGCCGGCGGCGGCGCCGGGCCAGUGCUCCGCCGCUGCUUUGGAGGAGGUGAAGAAGAAGGUGGCAAAGCAGGCCAACAGCCUCAGCAUCAAGGAGUUCACCGACAAAUGCAGGAUGAUCGUGGACAGCUCCGGGGAGCUGCCGGUCGCUGUACCCCACGUGUCCGACGACGAGGAUGACGCCAAACCGCUAGCUGCGAUUCAGCAAAAAGUCAUCAACAUCAACAUUAACAACGCCACUCUUCGUCCCACGGUGCGCAGCGAUGCAGGAAAGGCCAAAGAGUUCCCGGUGUCUUCAGGGUCCCAGCAUCGAAAAAAGGAGGGGGAGGCACUGAGCGCCUACGGGGAGUGGGUUCCAGUGGAGCGGACGGCUGAGAAGGCCACAGCGGCGCCCAAAAAGCCCCCAUCAAACCUUCUUCCCGUGAAGUCCAGCCCGGCAGAGCCGUCCGCGGCGCCGCUGGACUCCGAGCAGGCGGCGAGGAGCGUGGAGAGCGACAGCGUGUUUCCUGACUUACCUGCGCAGCCCGUAGACAUCACUCAGGCUGUAGCAGAGAGGAUCAAGGCUCAGAGGAGGCUGGCCGAGAACCCCAACGACAUCAGCGCCAUGUGCAUGCUGAGCCGGGCUCAAGAGCAGGUGGACGCGUGGGCCCAGUCCAGCAGCGUCCCGGGUCUCUUCACCGGCUCUACCGGAGCGCAGGUCCUCAGCUCCGAGGAGCUGUCCAGCAGCGGUCCUCAGGCGUGGUUGAAGAAGGACCAGUUCCUCAGGGCAGCGCCGGUCUCCGGCGGCGUGGGCGAGUUCCUGAUGAGGAAGAUGGGCUGGAAGACCGGAGAGGGGCUGGGAAGGAACCGCGAGGGAACCGUGGACCCGAUCGUCAUCGACUUCAAGGUGGACCGAAAAGGUCUGGUUGCUGAAGGAGAAAAACCACAGAAGCAGACGGGGGGGCUGGUGGUGACCAAGGACAUGAUGGGGAAGCAUCCGGUGUCGGCGCUCAUCGAGUUGUGUAACAAACGGAGAAUCAUGCAGCCGGACUUCGUCUUGGUUCAUCACAGCGGACCGGACCACCGCAAGAACUUCCUGUUCAAGGUCACCGUCAACGGCGAGGACUUCCAGCCUCAGACUGCCAGCCCCAACAAGAAGCACGCCAAAGCCAUGGCCGCCACGGUGGCGCUGCAGGCUCUGGGGGAGGUUCCCGCCGAUGGACCGGGACUCUACACCGGCCCGGUCUUCACCGCCGCCUCCACCGGUCCGCUCUUCUCCACGUAGUCCUGGUGGCGGUGAGGAGAGCGCGGCCCGGUUCUCUGGGUUCUGCGGGUUCAUCAUCGUUUUUAGCUUUAGCUUCUCCUCCCUGUGACGCCCAAACGUGUACAGACCCGGCGGUUCUGACCAGCAGGGGGCAGAGUUGAACCUCAGCAGAUGUUCUGAUGGGAGUCUGUGAGGCCGAGGAUCCAGAACCCUCUGAGGAGGUUCUUAAGAACUCUGGAAGGAGCUGAUGAAAAGGGUUCUGUUCUGGACGGAGGAGAAGAUCCAACUGCCGGAGGACGCAGUGGAGGCGGGGCCUGUUUGACGGUGGCGCCAAGACUUUUUAACCGGAUCUAUACGUCGCCCACUUUGUACGUGGAGGGCUCCAGGCUCCGCC